AUGCAGCCCAUUGGACUUUUGAGCUUGCUCUUUUCUAUAGUGCAACUAAUGUGCACUUUACAUGCAGCGCCAACAACAAUAACUGGCACCUCGCUCAAAGAAAAAGCUCCCCAGCAUACACACUUAGUGGAAAUUAGCAAAAUGCAACGGGUCGUCGAUGUAAUUGGACUGUUGCAAGCGUUACCCACUUUUGACGAUAUUGGGAAGAUAGUAUCGAAGAUGGUUACGUUUAGCGUGGAACAGGAUAUGGAAGCGGAACAGAAAAGAAAUGCAGCCCCGGAGCAAAAGGGAACCAUUCUCGACUGUUUGGAACGUAUUAAUAGAACACUACCGCAACAUACCUAUGAUGUGAAAUCGCGACUUGCCAAUACAAUUGAACUAGUGGCAGGCUUGACCGUCGCAGAAACGCAACGUUUCGGCCGAUUACCUACCAUGUUGUUACGGUACUUACAGUUCCAAACGGACAAGAUAGAAAAAUCGACUAACAAUGCAAAGCAGUUAGAGUAUACAAGUGCAACAAUAGCUUUGGUAGAGGCUUAUGUCAGCGUUCUCAGAGACCCCGCGUUUUUGGACAGGAUGGUAGAAAAAGGACGAUCUUUAGGGGUCAAUGCUCCGAUUGGUUCCUCUGACGAGCUCCUAAAACUGCUCCAGGACGAAGGUAUCGAAGACGUUCCUUCUGUGACGCUUGUGUUGCACCUUCUCUUCCUUUUCUCAGCCACCGGAAUUCUGACGCCCGUGGUCUGUUUCGGGUCUUCCUUCUUCAAGGGCGGCGCCUCGGUGUGCGAGGCGUUUGUAUCCUCCAUCACAUGGCAAGAGUUCACAGUGAUCGUCGAAAUGGCGCGUAGAUUACGUCAGGCAUAA
This is a messenger RNA of Kluyveromyces marxianus DMKU3-1042, 861 nucleotides long. RefSeq lists its product as uncharacterized. NCBI's taxonomy places the organism in Eukaryota, Fungi, Ascomycota, Saccharomycetes, Saccharomycetales, Saccharomycetaceae. The coding region runs from base 1 to 861 and encodes 286 amino acids. The record is from RefSeq and is a predicted model, not a curated record. The transcript has a single exon.